UUGUAGAAUGACGUAAUUUAUGAGUCAGAGGAAAGUAGAAAAGCGCUGUCAACGGUGAAGAGCGAACACUUGGCAUCAGUUGUUUCUCUUGUUUGCAUUUGUGUUGCAGGUGUAGUUCGAAAAUGUCGGCUAUUGAGGUGCAAAGAACCAACGUAGAGAAUAAUCUCCGAAAUUUGAAACUCUCUGGACAUGUAGGCUUUGACAGUCUUCCGGAGCAGCUUGUUAGUAAAUCCAUACAAAAUGGGUUUAUCUUCAAUAUUCUCUGCAUUGGUGAAACUGGACUAGGAAAGUCCACUCUGAUGGACUCUCUGUUCAAUACAAGCUUUGAGUCUACACCGAGUCCACACAAUCUGCCCUCUGUCAAGCUAAAGGCACACACUUACGAAUUGCAGGAGAGCAAUGUGCGAUUGAAGCUGACCAUAGUUGACACAGUAGGCUACGGUGAUCAGAUAAACAAGGAGGAAAGCUACAAGGCUGUGGUGGAUUACAUUGAUGCCCAGUUCGAAGCCUAUCUGCAGGAGGAGCUAAAAAUCAAGAGGUCCCUCAGUGUGUACCACGACACUCGUAUUCAUGUCUGCUUGUAUUUCAUUUGCCCUACUGGUCAUGGGUUGAAAUCGCUGGAUCUGGUGUGCAUGAAGAAGCUAGAUACCAAAGUUAAUAUAAUUCCGAUUAUUGCCAAAGCUGAUACCAUAUCCAAAACCGAACUCCAAAAGUUCAAGUCAAAAAUAAUGCAAGAACUAACGUCGAACGGCGUGGAGAUCUACCAGUUUCCAGUGGACGAUGAAUCGGUUCUGGAAAUCAACAAGUCGAUGAAUUCGCAUGCGCCGUUCGCUGUGGUUGGCAGCACUGACUUUAUCAGGGUUGGCAACAAGAUGCAGAGAACUCGACAGUAUCCAUGGGGCAAUGUACAGGUUGAAAACGAAUCGCACUGUGACUUUGUGAAGUUGAGAGAAAUGCUGAUCAGAACCAAUAUGGAGGACAUGAGGGAGAAAACUCACUGCCGGCACUAUGAGCUCUAUCGCAAGAAACGAUUGGAACAGAUGGGUUUCACCGACGUCGAUUCCGAAAAUAAGCCCGUAAGCUUCCAGCAGACGUUUGAGGCGAAACGCAGCACACACUUGCAAGAGCUGCAGCAGAAGGAGGAUGAAAUGAGACAGAUGUUUGUGUUGAGAGUGAAAGAGAAAGAGGCCGAACUCAAGGAGCAAGAGAGAGAGCUCCAGGAGCGGUUCGACAAGCACAAACGUGGCCACCAGGACGAGAAGAAGAAGCUGGAGGAAGCGAGAAAGAAACUAGAAGAUGAUCUGAUGGAAUUCAACCGACGCAAGUCACAAUUCAGCUACCACACAAUGACACUAGGCAAAAGCAAGAAAAAGUAAAAGCCAAACUGAAAU
Messenger RNA from Nilaparvata lugens (brown planthopper), 1391 nucleotides. It is a transcript of the gene Septin2, whose product is annotated as septin-2. NCBI's taxonomy places the organism in Eukaryota, Metazoa, Arthropoda, Insecta, Hemiptera, Delphacidae. Gene Ontology annotation, molecular function: GTPase activity; GTP binding; molecular adaptor activity. Gene Ontology annotation, biological process: cytoskeleton-dependent cytokinesis. The record is from RefSeq and is a predicted model, not a curated record. Gene Ontology annotation, cellular component: microtubule cytoskeleton; septin complex; cell division site. The transcript is spliced from 9 exons. Bases 123 to 1376 code for a protein of 417 amino acids.